This is a messenger RNA of Acipenser ruthenus (sterlet), 7861 nucleotides long. Its product is annotated as ras GTPase-activating-like protein IQGAP1. The coding region runs from base 94 to 5055 and encodes 1653 amino acids. NCBI's taxonomy places the organism in Eukaryota, Metazoa, Chordata, Actinopteri, Acipenseriformes, Acipenseridae. Gene Ontology annotation, molecular function: actin filament binding; calmodulin binding; GTPase activator activity. The transcript has 39 exons. Gene Ontology annotation, cellular component: nucleus; cytoplasm. Gene Ontology annotation, biological process: regulation of actin cytoskeleton organization; regulation of GTPase activity. The record is from RefSeq and is a predicted model, not a curated record.
CCUAAAUCGCUACUACCAGAGAGUAUUUGUUUUAGGAAGGUACACACCCAGUAACAUCAGACAGUAAGGGAUCUAGCCGGAUCUUAAGCAGACAUGUCAGCUUCGGACGAGACAGAUGCACUGCGGCCGAGAUAUGGGUCUGUUCUGGACAGCGUGGAGCGCCUCACUGCAGAGGAGAUGGACGAGCGGCGGCAGCAGAACAUGGCGUACGAGUACCUGUGCCACCUGGAGGAGGCCAAGCGGUGGAUGGAGGCCUGCCUGGAUGAGGAGUUGCCCCCCACCACAGAGCUGGAAGAGGGGCUGCGAAACGGAGUCUACUUGGCCAAGUUGGGCAACUUCUUCUCUCCGCGCGUCGUGUCCCUUAAGAAGAUCUACGACCGCGAGCAGACCCGAUACAAGGCCACAGGACUCCAUUUCAGACACACAGACAACGUGAUCCAGUGGUUGAACGCCAUGAACGAUAUCGGCCUGCCAAAGAUUUUCUAUCCAGAGACGACAGAUAUCUACGACAGAAAGAACAUGCCUCGCAGCAUCUACUGCAUCCACGCGCUCAGUUUGUACCUGUUCAAGCUGGGAUUGGCCCCUCAGAUCCAGGACCUGUAUGGGAAGGUGGAUUUCACAGAGGAGGAGAUCAACAACAUGAAGAGCGAAUUAGAGAAGUACGGAAUCCAGAUGCCCGCCUUCAGCAAGAUUGGCGGCAUCCUGGCCAAUGAGCUUUCAGUGGACGAAGCGGCAUUGCAUGCCGCGGUGAUUGCGAUUAACGAUGCCAUCGAUCACGGGGAGCCGGGGGGCACCAUGGCAGCCAUGCGCAACCCCAACGCCAUGCUGGUGAACCUGGACGAGGGCUCCAGCCAGCGCUACCAGCACACCCUGCAGCAAGCCAAGCAGGACAAGGUGGCCAACGCCAGGAAACGGAUAACGGGAGAGAAUUCCCAAGAGGAACGAGACGUCUAUGAGGAGUUGCUGACCCAGGCUGAGAUCCAGGGCAAUGUCAACAAAGUGAACUUGCUGAACUCUCUGGAGAUGGUGGACCGUGCCCUGCGUGGAGGUGACGAGGCUGCUCUCUAUGAUGCUCUGCGCUCGCAGGCUCUGGGGCUCCGCAGGCUGCAGCCAGACAACAAGGACUGGUACCUGAAGCAGCUGAGCACCGACCACGAGGCCAAGGAGCAGAAUUUCCCAGGGGAGUUGCUGCAGAAGGAGGAGCUGCAGAACGGGGUGGAUCUCGCCACUGACAACGCCGACCGCUACCAGAAAAUGCUGCGGGCGGUGGAUCGGAUCAACACUGCGAUCCGCGGGGGGGUUGCGGAGGAGACAGUGUCAGAGCUGAUGAACCCUGAGGCUCAGCUCCCCCAGGUCUACCCCUCCGCUUCAGACCUGUACCAGCGAGAGCUUUCCACCCUGCAGCAGCAGAGCCCGGAGGGCUCCCUGACGCACCCCGAGCUGCUGGUUGCUGUGGAGAUGCUGUCCUCAGUGGCGCUAAUUAACCGGGCGCUGGACACUGGGGACGGACAGGCAGUGUGGAAGCAGCUGGAGAGCUCAGUGACUGGGCUGAGCAACGUGGAGGACGAGAACGCACAGAGGUACAUCGAUGAUCUGACCCGGUUGAAGGCAGCGGCACGGGCCGAGGGGAAUCCCUUCCUCACCUGGAACGACAUCCAGGCCUGUGUGGACCAGGUGAACGGCACUGUGCAGGAGGAGCAUGAGAGGAUCAUUGCCAUUGGACUUAUUAACGAGGCUUUGGAUCAUGGCAAUGCUCAGACCACUCUGGCAGCACUGCAGCACCCAGCCGCCAAGCUGUCCGAGGUGCGCCCUCCGGUGGCACAGCACUACCACGACACGCUGGUGCGGGCGCGCAGGGAGAAGGCACAGGACACACAGGACGACUCUGCGGUGCUCUGGCUGGAUGAGAUCCAGGACGGUGUGUGCAGUUCUAACAAGGAGACGGAGGACUCGCAGCAGUUCUCUCUGGGGAUCCUGGGGAUCAAUGAGGCGGUGGAACGCGGUGACACGGCUCAGACCCUCGCUGCCCUGCGCUCCCCCGACGUGGGGCUGUACGGAGUGACCCCCGAGUGUGACCAGGCGUACCAGGCAGACCUCGCCGUACUCAAGAAGAGCAAGCAGGACGAGGGUGACAAUGGCAGUGACUGGGUGAAGCACUGGGUGAAGGGAGGGUAUGAUUACUACUUCAACAUCCGGACCAGGGAGGGGAGCUGGGAGGAGCCGGCCAACUUCAUCGAGAACAACACGCAGCUGGGCCGGGAGGACAUCCAGGCAACCAUCUCUGGAGUGACGUCUGCCUACAACCGGGAGCAGCUGUGGCUGGCCAAUGAGAACCUGAUCACUGAGCUGCAGGCGCGCUGCCGAGGAUACCUGGUGAGGAACGGGCAGACAGAACGCCUCAACUACCUGAAGAGACAGGGCCCGGCCAUCACCAGCAUCCAGUCUCAUUGGAGAGGCUACAAGCAGAGGAAGAAUUACCUGGAGAGGAAGCAAUACCUAAAAGACCACACCGAGGAAGUCACCAAGAUCCAGUCCAAGGUGAGGAUGCACCAGGCCAGGAAGAGAUACCAGGACCGGCUCAAGUACUUCCGUGACCACAUUGAUGAUAUAGUAAAAAUCCAGGCGUUUAUCCGGGCCAACAAGGCCAGAGAUGAUUACAAGACACUGAUAAACGCUGCGGAUCCCCCCAUGGCGGUGGUGCGGAAGUUCGUCCACCUGCUUGACCAGAGUGACCAGGACUUCCAGGAGGAGCUGGAGCUGAUGCGCCUGCGCGAGGAGGUCGUGACCCAAAUCCGCUCCAAUCAGCAGCUAGAGAACGACCUCAACCUCAUGGACAUCAAGAUUGGCCUGCUGGUCAAGAACAAGAUCACCCUGCAGGAGGUGGUGUCUCACAGUAAGAAGCUGACCAAGAAGAACAAGGGGCAGCUCUCCGACAUGAUGAUGAUGAACAAGCAAGGCGGACUGAAGGCGCUGAGCAAGGCGAAGCGAGAAAAACUUGAGGCCUACCAGUUCCUCUUCUACCUGCUACAGACAAACCCCACCUACCUGGCCAAGCUGAUCUUCCAGAUGCCCCAGAACAAGUCCACCAAGUUCAUGGACUCUGUGAUCUUCACGCUGUACAACUACGCCUCCAACCAGCGCGAGGAGUACCUGCUGCUGAAGCUCUUCAAGACCGCACUGCAGGAGGAGAUCAAGUCGAAGGUGGACCAGAUCCAGGAGAUUGUGACGGGGAACCCCACCGUUAUAAAAAUGGUGGUGAGCUUUAACCGCGGGGCCCGGGGCCAGAAUGCACUGAGGCAGAUCCUGGCGCCCGUCGUCAAGGAGACCAUGGAUGACAAGGCACUGAGCAUCAAGACCGAUCCCGUGGACAUUUACAAGAGCUGGGUCAACCAGAUGGAGUCUCAGACUGGCGAGGCAAGUAAGCUUCCCUACGACGUGACCCCAGAGCAGGCGCUGAGUCACGAGGAGGUGCGGACCCGUCUCGACGCCUCCAUCAAGCACAUGCGCACCGUAACGGACAAGUUCCUGUCAGCCAUCACUGUCUCUGUGGACAAGAUCCCGUACGGGAUGCGCUUCAUUGCCAAGGUGCUGAAGGACACGCUGCAUGAGAAGUUCCCUGAUGCCACCGAGGACGAGCUCUUAAAGAUUAUUGGUAACCUGCUGUAUUACCGCUACAUGAACCCGGCCAUUGUAGCGCCUGACGCCUUUGACAUCAUCGACAUGUCUGCGGGAGGUCAGCUGACCACUGACCAGCGGCGCAACCUGGGCUCCAUUGCCAAGAUGCUGCAGCAUGCUGCAUCCAACAAGAUGUUCAUUGGAGACAACUCACACCUAGCAAAUAUCAACGAGUACCUCAGCAACUCCUACCAGAAAUUCAGACGGUUCCUGCUGGCUGCCUGUGACGUCCCCCCUCUGGAGGACAAGUUCAACGUGGACGAGUACUCGGACCUGGUCACCCUCACCAAGCCCGUCAUCUACAUCACUAUUGCAGAGAUCAUCAACACCCACACGCUCCUGCUGAAUCACCAGGAUGCCAUCGCCUCCGAUCACAAUGACCCCAUUCACGAGCUCCUGGAGGACCUGGGCGAGGUCCCCACCAUAGAGUCUAUGGUUGGGGAAGGCACGCUGUCCCCCGGGGACCCCAAUUGGGACAUGCUGACCAAGACGGAGGUGUCUCUCACAUUGACCAACAAGUUUGACGUGCCGGGCAGCGAGAAUGAAGAGAUGGACGCCAGGACACUCAUGCUGAACUCCAAGCGGCUGAUUGUAGAUGUGAUCCGUUUCCAACCCGGAGAGACCCUGACAGAGAUCCUGGAGACCCCUGCCAGCAGUGAGCAGGAAGCGGAGUACCAGCGAGCCAUGCAGCGGCGAGCAAUCCGGGACGCCAAGACGCCAGAGAAGAUGAAGCAGAAGAAGACCGCGAAGGACGACAGCCUGACGCUGCAGGGCAAGAAGGACAAGAUCCAUGCCAACCUGCAGCGCCUGGGGGAGAUGGGCAAGGUGAACCCUGAGAACCGCUACCAGGACCUCAUCAACGACAUCGCCAAGGAUAUCCGCAACCAGAGGCGGUACAGGCAGCGCAGGAAGGCGGAGCUUGUGAAGCUGCAGCAGACGAACGGCGCGCUCAACUCCAAGUCCAGCUUCUACGCAGUGCAGAUCGACUAUUACAACCAGUACAUCAAGACCUGCAUGGACAACCUGGCCAGCAAGGGCAAGGUGUCUAAGAAGCCGGGCCAGGUGAAGAAGAGCAAGCAGGUGUCUCAGAAAUACACAGCGGCACGGCUCCAUGAGAAGGGGGUGCUAAUGGAGAUCGAGGACCUGCAGACCAACCAGUUUAAGAAUGUAAUCUUUGAGAUCUCACCAGCGGAGGAGGUCGGUGACUUUGAGGUGAAGGCCAAGUUCAUGGGAGUGCAGAUUGAGACUUUGAUGCUGCAUUACCAGGACCUGCUGCAGCUGCAGUAUGAGGGCGUGGCUGUGAUGAAGCUCUUCGACCGAGCGACCGUCAACGUCAACCUGCUCAUCUUCCUCCUCAACAAGAAGUUCUACGGGAAGUGAGCGAGCUCAGAGAUCACAGACACUUUACAAAGCGCCACGUUGGUACCCCAGACGCCGCGUCCACACAGACCACAGCACCGUGCCACGUGGCCACGCCCCCGGGGAGUUUCCUCUCCAAUCAGAACUCUCGCUUUGCCUUUUAUUUGCUUUUCCUAGAUAUUUGCGAGUUCUCCAGUUUGUUCCCCCACGGCCUCUCUGAGUAGCACAGACCUGUCUCAAAAUCCACAUCACUUUCUUUAGUAGAAAGCUUUUUUUAUUUCAUCAUCCUAUAAGAAAGUUUGCUUAUGUUAGACUAUGAUAAAAUUGCCAUUUACGGAUGGUCAUUUAGGGCAGUUUUGAAGCAAUAUGGGAAGCGGCAAAGCACACAGUGUUGGGUAUUGCCAAUACAGUAUACCAGGACCACUUCUGACUUGAUUUUACAAUCUCAAAAACCAUUUCUGAGGCUUUUCUUUGGUUAGUUGUUCCUGCCCCAGCUGUUCAAUGAGAGAGCAGGUGUGUGUAGGCCCUCAUGGAGGGUAUCACUCCACUUUCCCCCCAAUACUGUAUAUUAGUUUAUCAACCCAAUCGUUCCACCACAGAAUGUUUAAAAAAAUACUCUAUGUAAAGGAAGAAAAAAACUGUUCAUCAUUUGUUUGUCUGUGCUUGAAAUUUGCUUUUGUUUGCCAGAGACAUUUAUUUUGUUUUUUAAAUACAGUAUACCCUUACUGAAAUGUCUCAUUCUAUGCAAUUUUAUAUCUUGUUUGAGAGAGAGAAAAAAAAAAACACUUUUCUUUUCUUAGAUACCUUUUAUGAUAUAUAUAUAUGUGGCUAAAGCACGAAAACAUUAUUUUGAGGAGCUAUAUAUCAUGUAAAAGAGACAAUCACAUUUGAAACAAUAUAUGGUUCAUUUAUUUAAUAUGUGCAUGUAUGUAUUGGUGGUGUACAGAACAUUUGACUUCCCCUUAAAAUACUGCAAUUGAGUACAAAUAUAAUAUAAAGUUGACAGUGUUGCUUCGGUAAACUUUCUGUUAGUUGCUGUGACAGGGAUGACGAGUGGUCUGACGUCAGGCAGAAGCAGGAACAAAAACUGACACCGGGGAAGUACUGCAGUUCAAAAGGCUUGCGACGUUUUAAUUAAAAAAUAAAUAAAAUAUUUAAACAAAAACACUUGCUCACAGAGCGAAAAUAAAAGGUUUAAACAAAAUAAAUCACGGACACAAAAUAAAUCAAACACAGGUCAGGCUGGGCAGAUUGCCUUCACUGUUCCUAUGUUAUUUUCUUUUAGUUUCGUUUUUCGUUUUCAAUCUCCGUCUCGCUCUCUCCGCACCUACAACACCCACCUCGAGUGCCGAGAGCUGCAGGCUUUUUAUAUCAUGGCCGAGGGGUUUCACCUAUCAGCAAAUCAUCCUAUUACCCCUCGGCCACAAUCUGCACGGGUUUAUUAAUUGGAUUGUGGAUGGGGCUACCCAUCCACACUAAACAAAACAAUCGGCUACGCCGUCAUUUAACCAAAACAAUAACACAUACGGCGCUCGCCGACAUACAUUUAAAUACAAUAAAAAUAAAUAAACAAUACAAAACAAUCUGCACAGGGGCGGAGGGGGAGACCCCGAUCUAAAAAUAAAUAAACAAUAUAUAGGGCUGCUCGCCCUGUUACAGCUGCAUACAAUAUCCACACGUGUUUACAGGUGAAACUGAAAAUCAUGUUUUACUUGCUUCCAUUGCAGUUGCUUUAGAGAGAUACCCAGGAUUAGGGAUCCAAUACUGGGAAGAUUGGUGCCUUUUUUGUAUUUUUGAAAUAGUAAUAAUAAAAUAAUAAUUAUCAUUAAAAAGUAUAAAGAUGUGUUUUGUAUAAACAGUGUGUGCUUAAGGGGCAAUUUGGUAUGAGUAUAUACUAUCAGAUUUAUUUUAACUGAAAUAUUUGUGUUCUUUAUAUUGCCUUUAUGAACUGUUAAACUGUCCCCCUGCAACACUGCCCCUAGUGCUUUAUGUUGUAUUACUCAUAGUGCAAAUGUAGGAAUUGCUUACACCCACAGCAGACUGUUUCAGGGGGAAGUUUUAAUGGUUACACUCUAUGUACCAGAAGGGCUUGGAGUCCAGACAUGAUUCUGAGAGGCACAAUCAGGGGUGCACCAGGAAGUGAUGACUCAAACAGAAAACAAUACGAUAAAGAGCAAAGGAUAAAAUAGUUAAGAUAUGUCUGAUAUCUCCUACCAUCGCCAAGCUGGUCUUCAAGGAAGCAGUCUAAAGGGGAAAGGUGUUUGAGUGGACCCUGUUUUAGUCAUUAUGUACCCGGGUGUAUUCUCGUCUGGGGUGAUCUUCUUGUUACAUUAUAAUAUUCCGCACUGAUAUUAUUACAUAACUGUUCUACUGCAUAUCCCCCCCACCCAUGCUGCACAGGAAGUGAGGCGCAAGAAACAGAAAGAGACAGAUUUAACUUCUAUUGUGCAAGCAGGACAAAUGGGAUUCAGUGAAUGUACAGUCUGGGAAACUAAAAGAUCUUUUGAAAACCUGGGAAGGGACUUGCUGCAUGUUGAUUUGUAUAAUGGUGGUGUCUAUCCAGGCUGUCAGGAACAGUGCUAGUCACUCAUUGUAGUAUCGAGAACGAGACCUUGCACAUUACCCUUGUCAAAAGCGAAAUGAAACCGGGCCUGGUGUUGCUCUCUCAUUGAGUUGUACUUACAUUCGGAAGUGUUAUGUAAUCAGCAUUGUUUUUUUUUUCUUUUCUUCCUGUGGCAUUCCGUUUAAAUAUUAUUAUGUGUAGUGCCUUGAAAUACAAAAAGUAAGUUCUGUAUUUAACAGCUCAAAAUAAAUUGCUGAGAAUUGA